UCGGUUUGGUUGAUCAUCUGGAAGGAAAAUUUAAUUUUGUUUUGAAGUGAUUGUUGUGAUUUAAUUAACAGCGGAACUUUAAUUUGUUUUACAUUUUGUUUAUUGGAUUGAUUGAAUUUAGAUUAGUCAGUUUUCCAUUGCUCGUGGUGUUGUUUUUGGAUUAAUUGGAUUUGAAAUAUUUUCGUUUUGAUUUUGUUUUUUGGAAACAUUGGUACAAAAUGGAACCAGUUAAAAAAGCAGUUAAACAUGAUUCCGGUGUCGCUGAUUUGGAAAAGGUUACUGAUUAUGCCGAAGAAGAGGAAUUUUCUUCUCAAGAUAUUGCUGGAGCAAUGAAUCUUUUUGAAAGUCGACGUAAUCUGGAAACUGCUAAGAAAAAUGCUCGACAAAAAGAAUUAGCUAAAGUGAUUAUCAAAAAAGAAGAUGUGGAAUUGAUUGUUAAAGAAUUAGAUAUUCCCAAGAGUGUUGCCGAGAUGAAACUUAGAGAACAUGGUGGUAAUAUCGUUGAAACUCUCAUCACAUUAACUGAUUAGAGUUCUACAAAUUCAUAAUCUAAAUAAAAAUUUACAUUCAUAAUAAUCAUCAA
Molecule: messenger RNA, 583 nt
Organism: Panonychus citri (citrus red mite)
Lineage: Eukaryota; Metazoa; Arthropoda; Arachnida; Trombidiformes; Tetranychidae
Product: huntingtin-interacting protein K-like
Exons: 2
Coding region: 219-530 (103 amino acids)
Biological process (GO): protein stabilization; negative regulation of apoptotic process
Source: RefSeq, a predicted model, not a curated record